UGACAUUCAGUAUAAAUUAAAAUUUCAUUUUGUUUUCUUAGUUAUGAUUUAAAUUACUUAAUUGGAAUAACGUUCUAAAUGAAAAUGAAUAGCACGCCCAUAUUAUAUAUUAUUAUAUUGUUGCGGCUCUGCUGAAAUUAGGGUUAAUAACUAUGUUGAAACAAUUUAUAUGAAAGUGCGAUUAUCAACGUGGGAGAUUAGUUUUUUUCUAUAAAAAUGAAGCCCGGAAAGAGUGUUGAUGUAAAAGAGGAGAUAGCAGAAGUUCAUACUGCUGCUCGUUCACCAUCUCCGAAGCAUAAAAACAGAUCAAGAUCGCGUUCUGGCUCCAGAAAGUUGUCGAAUGGCCAUCCAGAAGUAUCGGAAAGUAUUGAGGCAGCUCCCGCACCAGAAGAUAAUCCCACAGAUAAAUCUAAAACACGGGAUAGUUGGAUAAAAUCUGAACACGAGUCUUUAGAUAUAGAACUGCCGAUACAUGACCAAAUAAAGCAAGAUAUUUUAGGUUUCGUUGAGAAAGAAUUCAAAAAGUCUGAUAAAACCCCGUCUUUCGUAUUUUACUCCCACGAUCCUAAUGGUUUGGACGAGAAGUUUAUGAAGACAUUAUCGAGACCCUCUAGCAGUCACAAGGAGAAACGUAGUCCAUCAUAUCGGAAGAAGAAACGGCACUCUUCAAAACAUAGGGAUCGGGAUCUGCAUGAUUUUGAUAUACCUGGGUCAAGUCUCAGUGCAUUGGAAAAGGUUGAUGAUUAUUUAAAAGAGUACAAUAAAGAUGAAGUAGUCACUCUUAGUGGUGAAUUGGAGAUUGAGGCUAACGAUCUUGAAAACAACAAUGGAACACCAAAGGAUGUACGUCACAAACCGAGAAAGACUCGACGGAAAACCAGAGAGGAGAGACAAGACACUAAUGCCAAUGGACGAGACAUCAGCCCCAAAGUGUUUAAAACAGCCAGUAAAGGAAAAACAGGAGCUAAGCCAGGUCGACCAACUGACUUAACAAGAAUGCUGGAAAGUUUAGAAUCAAAUAUGCCCUACCAUGAUCAGUACAUAGAUAACCCAUUUUCAUCACCAUCACCGUUAACAUCCCCUAAUGAUGAAAGACUGAAUCCGUUUGGGUCUCACCGACCUGAGAAGAUAUAUUUGCAAGGAGGUGGGACAUUCAGAGCAGUAUCCAGAGAUAGGAUUCUUGAAUCUCAACAGUCAAGAGAUACAGAUAAAUAUUUGAGAAUGGGUGAUCUGACACCCCUAGACGUAGCAAUAACCGCGCAAAAAGCAUGGCGCAGCUGCGCUCUAGCCUGCCACGGUGUCCUCGGAGGGCUGUCACUGAUGCACUUGCUCCUCAUCAGUUACUCAGAUGGUCUCGACGCAGGACACUUGUCGUUCCAUGCGGUUGUCACGAUGCCAUAUGUGGCAGCGUAUUACUUCUUUUGCGUGCUGUGUUUACUUUCCGUUUUGGAUAGAUUGGACGUGACCAGCUUAGAUUUGACCAGAGGUCUGCAACCAUACUUCCAGCCCAUAGUCCUUGUGAUAUUGUAUACGGCGUGCCUGUUGGUUUGUAACGCGGCGCGGAUGUACGACGAACUGAUGGUGUACCAGUACGCUCCAAUGGUGUACAACAUGACUGGCUGCAAUGUUACCACUCCAACAAUACCAACUUUCUACCACACCUGGACCCAUUUUUCAAUAUGGCGGGCCGUGCUAUCAAUCCUCGGUCUGGUGUACUUCGUGAUAUCCAAUCCACAAGACUUAGUGUAUGCGAAUCUCAGCAAAUUACUGCAGUUCAAGCAUUCCCUGCAAAGUAUUGGAUGAUCACUCUCCAAACGUUGUCUAUGGUAUAGUAUAUUUUUAUUAGUCAUAGAGUAAAUGUGUUAAGAUUGAUCAAAUGGAAAUUGCAUGGUGGGCACAAAAUUGGAGACAAUACAUUUGUUACAUAGAAAAAUAUCACCUUUCGCGCGUCUUCCGUCUUAAUAAACUGAAGUAGUUGAUAGAAAGAGAUAGUAGAACAUCAACCUAUCCCUUAUGUCGAUACAUUCAGUGGUAACUUAAGAGCGUUCAUACCUUAGCGUACCGAAAUAUGGCGACGUCACAAUUAUUUGUCAACUGUCAAAAAGAAUUGAAAUUGUUUUAAUAUUUAUGAUUGAUUGCUUAAUAAAUACAUUGAUUGCGAACAUAUAUCUAAAAUUAUGUAAUUUUAGAUAUCAUUGUCAUAUCAUUUUUUUUUUAAAUUAUUAGUACAAAUAUGUGUACAUGGCGGACUUAAUGCUAAAAGCAUUCUCUCCCAGUCAACCAUAGGGUAGUGUCAGAAUACUCGAAUGCGGUACUACUAAUUAUUGAUAUACAUACAUACUAAAAUUACAUAUAUAAAUGAAUAAAUAUAUAUGAAUAACAAAUAUACUUACACAUAUAUGAUGUAUACUAUAUUAUACACGAAUUUGGAAAUAAUAUAAAGCACUUACUGCUCGGAUAAAAAUAAAAAGUGAGCGUGAACGCUUAUUUUGAAAGACGGUUUAGUCGGUAGUCUCUUAAAGGCAUCAGGAAGCGCUUUCUUUAACUGUUCACUGCUGAACAUAAGUCGCCCCCUUGGAAGGGUUUUGCCAGUAAUUGCCACGCUUGGCAAGCGGAUUGGCAACCGCAGUUAGGCUUUGGAGUUAUUUUUAUAGGAACGCUGCUGUCCUUACCGCGCCCUCCCCAGUCGCCUCUUAUGACAUACGAAAUAUUGGGCUGUUGAUGACAAAAAAUGUAUUUGAAAAAUUCUAAAACAAAACAUGAAGUAGAUCUAAAGUUUUUAGUGGUGGUAGAUUUAUAUGUAGAUAACAUGUUUAAAGGUUUUUUUUCGCUAACAAAGCACUAUGUAAUCAACUAGACAUAUUGAAAAUUGCUAGUUUAAAAUUGACAGAUAUCGCGCCCUUGUCGCACCUCGAUAAGCUAAAGUAUAAACACCCUUAAUACAUAAUUAUGACGAAAUGUGACAUUUUCGAAGUUAAACUGCUGCUAAUGUGGCUUUCUGUACUCGAAAGAAUAUUUAAAACCGGUCGAAUACGUUAUGAGUUUAUAAAUUGAAAUCUUUUUAUUAUAUUAGUUUAGUUAUUAUUAUUAUAUCAGCCAUUAACUGGCCUUGACAAUAGCGUCCCUUUUAAACGUGACCAAAGCAUAACUGCGGUUGCCAACUCACAUUCCAAGCGUGGCAACUACUGUCCAACACCCCCUAUGGGGGAGGCCUAUGUUUAGUUUAGAUACACAUCACUGAAAUAGUCCGUCAAAGGUGUUUGCGUCAAUUUUAUGUUCAUAUUGCAAUUUUCAUAUGGUUUUAAGCUUGUUAGUUGCUGGAUAAAAUAUAUAUUUGAACGCCAUAUUGGUUUAAUAUUUAAAAUAUAAGUUUUAUUUUCACACUUGAGUGUAAUUUAUUAUAUUUAGUGGCCAUUAAAGUGGCGUUUAAUGAAUUGACAUUUAUUAUGAACAAAUAAUGAUAUGUAAAUGAAAAAAAAAAUGUAAAUCAGCAGAUAAUAAAAUCUCAUUUAAAAUAUACUUAAUAAAAUAAUUGUUAAAUUGUAAUAACUUAUAUGUUUAACAUAAGUUAGUAUACAGACAGAUAGACAGCCGGACAAUAUCUGAAAUAUACAGAUGGGAGAUCGUAAUGGUAACAUAUAAUGAUCUUUUUAGAAUUAUUGAUGGUAUUUUUAAAAUAAAAAAAAAAAGCUAUUCAAUUUGACAUUAUAUGCAAUUUUGUAAUUCAAUGUAAUUUUAAGUUUUAUAUGGACAAAGUGCAAUUUUUUUUUAUAAUAUACAUUCAUAAUUUGUGUUAAUUUAACCAUACAUAUAUAUCAAGUCUGUCUAACUGUAUGUAGAAACAGUUAAAAUAACAUUUACUGAUAAUUUUCAAAAUAUUAUCUUAAUUAACUAAAUUAAUAAUAAACACUUGUACUCUUUCACAAACUCUAGAAGAGUGCAAAUGUUUUUAUAAUAAUAUCACUACAUAAAAAAAAAGAAAUUUUUCCAGUAGGCAUGGGUAAUAUCGAUGCCAAUAUACCAAUAUCUAUACAUUGGGUUUUGAUGCACAUUAUUGACAGAAGAAAGAUCUUCAACUAUUGCUAUAUCAUCCAUACCCGUCGGAAAUCUAUAUUCAUUUCGAUUGGAUUGGAUAUAGGAUAUUUAAUUAUAUUUGUUAUUGGAUCAAUAAAUAGAUAUUGUAUAUUAUAUAUUACCCACCCUUGGUUUCUACUAAGUCUUAUGUAAACCAGUGAUUUUUAUUCCGAUGAAAAUCAAAUUAAUGCUAAGUCAACCCCAAAUAGAACCUAAUAUGAAUGUGUUAAGGUUAAAAAUAAUACUGCAGUCAACCGCCUUUCAUGUUUUCUAGUCUUCUUAUAAAAUUAAAAAAAUAAAAUUAAAAUAUUAAAAUUUAUAAUACAUUUAUAUAAUACGUAAUUAAAUGGCAACUGUUAUUAAAAUAAGUAUGUCGUACUCUAUAUAAUAUGUAUAGAAUACAAAUUAUAUUAAAGUGCAUAUAAUAAAUGUACUUCAAGCAAUGAAUUUGACGAAAAAGUUACAUUUAUUUGUCGUAUUUAGCAGAGCGUUUUUUUUUUUCGCUUUUCUAAGAUGCACCGGAUCAAUGCUGGAUAGGGUAAAUCUAAUAACCACUAAUAAUAAUUAAUUUAAUAAAUUAAUAACAAAUAUGUAUCCAUUAAAAUUUUCCUCAAUUUUCCAUAAAAUUAAUUUGAUCUCAUUAUUGUAACAAAUGUCUAGUCAAAACGUAUUUGCCAAAUAUCCAAAUAGGUUUAAGUAUGCAUAAUAAAUGUGAAGAUAUUUUUGAGACAAAUCUAUAAAAUAUCUUAGUACUUAUCUUUCUUUUUUUUUUAUUGUCAUAAAAAUAUAUAACGUCAGCUUGUAAGCGUCUGUACAUAUAUAUCUUGGCUAUGCGGUUCCGAUUUUUAUGCCGCUACAUUACCCCAUGUUUACUUGCCAAAACACUGAUUAUGGUUACUCGAAAAAAGAUGGUGAAAGAAUGGUCAUCGCCUAUACCCGUCGAAUAUAUAUAUAUAUAUAUAUAUAUAUAUAUAUAUAUAUAU
Molecule: messenger RNA, 5057 nt
Organism: Galleria mellonella (greater wax moth)
Lineage: Eukaryota; Metazoa; Arthropoda; Insecta; Lepidoptera; Pyralidae
Exons: 6
Coding region: 217-1803 (528 amino acids)
Biological process (GO): cilium assembly
Cellular component (GO): ciliary transition zone
Source: RefSeq, a predicted model, not a curated record